Penicillium robsamsonii is the source of this 2268-nucleotide messenger RNA. Its product is annotated as protein kinase domain-containing protein. The record is from RefSeq and is a predicted model, not a curated record. NCBI's taxonomy places the organism in Eukaryota, Fungi, Ascomycota, Eurotiomycetes, Eurotiales, Aspergillaceae. Gene Ontology annotation, molecular function: protein kinase activity; ATP binding. Gene Ontology annotation, biological process: protein phosphorylation. The transcript has a single exon. Bases 1 to 2268 code for a protein of 755 amino acids.
AUGACUCACGAACACAGCUCCCUAUGGUGGCCUGAGGAGCGCAUUAAAUCAACCCUCGACACAAAAUAUAUCCUCAGUCGUCUGCGACCAGAGAAUAUCCCACGUCUCUUCGAAUUACCAGAUUGGGGCGAAGGAUUGACCAGUGGGACUUACAUGGAAUGGAUCCUCACCAAAGCCGGCCGUGUCUUUAUGAUCCUCGAUGCUAUCGGUAUACCCGAUCGGAUCUUCGCGCUAGUAGAUGAAUCAUGCGACGACGAUGAUCUACCCGUCGCUCAACAUAGUGUCGAUUUACUCCACUUAUCUCCCGACGGAGAAGAUCUCGCCCUCGAGACGAGUUUCUUUCAUGCGCAGUGGCGCUUCCUGGUUCGUGGGAUAGCGGAGGGAGAACAUGUCGUCUAUACCGAGAAUGAGGGUGUUCCUGUCGAAGCGGUGCGCACAAACACUAGUGGAAUACACGGGCGUGAUGAUACGGUCGACAGGGUUGUCCUCGCCGGCUCGGUCUGUCGAGUCUAUAUGCGGACUCAAGUGCAAGUCGGCGGCGCACCGUAUUUCUUCUCGGCGGACGAGGUUAUCGCUGAGAUCCGCAAUCUAAAAAGACUGUCACACGAGCAUAUCGUCUCCGUCUACGCCUCGUAUCUGAAAGAUGACAGUGUCUCGGUGCUGUUCACCGGCGCAACCGCAGAUCGAAACCUACAGAGCUUCUUGACAGACGCGCCGGUGUCCUUCAAACGACUAGAAAAAGAACAACGUCGCCAGAUCUUGAUCACCUGGCCACACUGUCUGGCAUCUGCAGUCUGCUGGCUUCAUGCACGAGGUCACUCCCACGGCGCAAUCCGUCCAUCCAACAUCUUCAUCGACGCAAACUUCCACAUCUGUCUCGGUCAAUUCGAAGCACUCGACUCCCUCCUAACUCCACCACAUGUCAAUGACCUCGAAGCAUACAAUUACUCUGCACCAGAGCGCUGGACUCGUCCCACAGCUCCGGUCCAGCAAAACCAACCACAACCUACACAAACCCUCCUCCCCUCGGGAGGACGUACAAAGCGCAGACAACGACCAACCCGUCUACCUUUAUCCCCCUUGAACGAAAUCGGACCUGCAUCUGCAGACACAAGACCAAACUCAGCCUCCUCAAAACGAACAGUCAUCCGCAUCGGCCUACCAAACUCCCCAUCCCAUUUCUCCCUCGCCUUCUCAUACUCCUCUUCGUCCUCAGGUGCAUCCUCAGCAGCAUCUUCAAUCUACACAGACGCAACAGCAACAUCCCCCCAACCAAAGAGACACCGCCUCACAUCCUUCUGGUCCAGAACCACCAAAAAUCUAAGACCCCCAUCAAUAAUGUCAACCUCCACAUCCUCCUCGUCAACAACACAAUCCUCAAACCCACAAACAUCCCCAACCUCCCUACCACAACCGCUCCGCCCCUCAAAAUCAACCCAAUCCCUAACGCCAUCCAUCACAACAAUAAUCCCCCCCCAUCCAUCCUCCGCCCCCUCUUCAUCUAUACCAGACCCCAACGCCCCAGCAGACAUAUUCUCCCUCGCAGCAACAACCCUCGACAUUUUAACAACCCUGCACAAAAGAACCCUCACGUCCUUCGCGACGCACCGCAGCGCCCGAAACAGAUCUGCCGGACGCGGCGGCGGGAUAGCAGAUGCGUCAUUCCAUCUUGCGCGAAAUGCAGUACAGGUUCAAUCGUGGAUUGCAUUGUUAGAGGGUGAUGCGUUGAAACGGUGUCGACGGGAUAGGCGGUCUGAUCGGGUUUUUUGGGCUGUGCCGAGGAUGUUGGUUGUAGUUAGGUCUAUGCUUGAUCUUGAAGGGGGGAAGAGACCGCUUGCGAAACGGGUUAGGAGGGGGUUUGCGGGUGCUGUUGAGACGGGGGGUGGGGGGAGGAAGAUGGAGGGAAUUUUGCACUGUGGGAAAUGGAAGGGCAAGGAGGGGAAGAAGGAGGAUCGGGGUGGAGAUGGGGAUGGUAGGUUAGAGGAUAUUCGGGAGAUGGGGGUUGGGGGGAGUGAUGUUGGGUUUGCGGCUCAGGGAGCUUCCGAGUCCGAGUCGGUUUCGGGGUCGGUUUCAGAGUUUGAUUUUGGAUUUGGGGAUGCUGGGAGUGAGAGUGAGAGUAAUACUGAGGACGAACAUGUUUUUGAUCUUGAUAUUGAGGAUAUUGAGGAGUUUGAAGAACCUGACAUACACGAGCAGGCCUUGCCCCAGCUGUAUCUGCCAGAGUUGGAUAUGAACAUUACUGGGAUAGAAGGGUUAACGUUUAAAUAA